This is a messenger RNA of Gastrolobium bilobum, 2139 nucleotides long. Its product is annotated as ferric reduction oxidase 2-like. The record is from RefSeq and is a predicted model, not a curated record. NCBI's taxonomy places the organism in Eukaryota, Viridiplantae, Streptophyta, Magnoliopsida, Fabales, Fabaceae. The coding region runs from base 1 to 2139 and encodes 712 amino acids. Gene Ontology annotation, molecular function: oxidoreductase activity. Gene Ontology annotation, cellular component: plasma membrane. The transcript has 8 exons.
AUGGAUUCAGAGAAGAAGAGUAGAGAUGCUCCUACAACACUUAAGUUUUUUCAAAUGGGAAUAUGGUGGUUCUCAAUGUUGAUCUCUCUUGGGUACAUAAUGGUUUGGAUUAUGAUGCCCACAAACACCUUCUUCCUGCAUUGGUUACCUGACAUUCAAGCAAAGACAGAUACAAUAUUCUUCGGAAAACAAGGAACAAACUUACUCGUUUACACAUUUCCCAUUUUAUUUAUGACCACUUUGGCCAGUCUAUACCUUCAUUUGGAGCAGAAACGUUCUAAUCAUAAUACUGAAAGCAAGGUGGAAUUUAUAGGAUUGGCAUCAUGGAAAAGACCAUUGCUUGUAAAUGGUCCUCUUGGGAUUGUCUCUAGGACAGAGCUCGCUUUCAUUGUCAUGUUUGUUUUACUAUUAAUUUGGUCCUUCUGCUCCUACUUACAUGGCAUGUUUGCAAGCGUGGUUACGCAAGCAGCUAACUAUAGAGAGCAAGUGUGGGAAGCCAAGCUGGAAAAUUCAGGCCUCGCUUUAGGCCUUGUUGGGAAUAUUUGCUUAGCUCUUCUGUUCUUUCCGGUCUCAAGAGGGUCUUCAGUUUUGCAGUUCAUUGGCCUAACUUCAGAGGGAAGUAUCAGGUAUCAUAUCUGGCUAGGACAUAGUGCAAUGGCCCUCUUCACAGCCCACGGACUAAGUUACAUUGUUUUUUGGUACAUGACACAUCAAAUGUCAGAGUUAUUCACAUGGAACAAAGUUGGCGUCUCAAUUGUGGCUGGAGGCGUAUCUUUGUUAGCAGGAUUAACCAUGUGGGCUGCUACCUUACCUUCUAUAAGGCGAAAAGUUUUUGAGCUUUUCUUCUACAUUCAUCACCUUUACAUUGUUUUUGUAGUCUUCUUCGUGCUACAUGUAGGAAUUUCCUAUUCUUGCAUAAUGCUCCCAGGAUUUUACCUAUUCUUGAUCGAUCGGUACCUGAGAUUCCUACAGUCCCAGCAGAAUAUUCGGUUGGUUUCUGCUCGUGUUUUGCCUUGUGAAGCUGUUGAACUGAAUUUCUCCAAGAAUCCAGUGCUGUGCUAUGCUCCUACGAGUAUCAUUUUCAUAAAUGUUCCUAGUAUUUCCAAGUUGCAGUGGCACCCUUUUACGAUCACCUCCUGCAGCAAUACUGAUUCUGAUACCUUAAGCAUUGUCAUCAAAAGCUCAGGAAGCUGGUCCCAUAGUUUGUACCAGAAGCUAUCAUCUUCAUCUCCAUUGACCCACCUUGAUGUCUCAAUUGAAGGACCAUAUGGACCAGCUUCAACCUUUUUCUCAAGGCAUGAAAUGCUAGUGAUGUUUAGCGGAGGAAGUGGCAUUACUCCUUUCAUCUCCAUAAUCCGUUCGCUUCUGUUUAAGGCCAACACUGAAGGGGGCAAAGCUCCUAGAGUUCUUCUCAUAUGUGCCUUCAAAAAGUCCAUUGAUCUUACCAUGAUAGACCUCCUUCUCCCUGUUUCAGGCACUGCCCUUGACAACUCACUCUUGCAGCUUCAGAUUGAAGCCUAUGUAACAAGAGAAAAGCAGCCAGCAAUGAAUGACAGAAAGCAUCUUCAAACAUUAUGGUUCAAGUCAAAUGCAUUAGAUGAACCAGUUUCUGCAGUCUUAGGACAAAACAGUUGGCUCUACCUUAGCAUUAUAAUCUCAUCCUCCUUUAUAUUAUUCCUUCUACUCGUUGCCAUCCUAAAUAGAUAUUACAUAUAUCCAAUUGACCAUAAUUCAGACCUGAUAUACCCUUAUUUCGCAAGGUCCAUUCUAAACAUGUUAUUGAUAUGUGUAUCUAUAGUCAUUGCAGCUACAUCUGCUUUUCUCUGGAACAAGAAACAGAAUAAGGAUUGUAAGCAGAUGAAAAACACUUACACAUCGACUCCAUCAACUUCUCCGGGCUCAGUAUGCUACAAUGCUGACAGAGAAUUAGAGAGUCUUCCCUUCCAAUCCUUUGUCCAAACAGCUAAAGUACAUUAUGGUGAAAGACCUGAUGUAAAAAAAAUACUCUCUGACUGUGAUGGAUCAAGCAUUGGAGUUCUUGUUAGUGGCCCAAGGAAAAUGAGACAUGAAGUGGCAUCAAUCUGUACAUCAUCUUCAACAGAUAACCUACAUUUUGAGUCCAUUAGCUUCAGCUGGUGA